AGGCAGGAGCGCUCCCCGCUCUCCCGGGCAGCAGCUGCGGGAGCUCUGGAUGCCAGGAGGAGAGUGAACAGUGCAGCUCUGGAGAUGAAACCUCCACGAGGGCAAGGCUUGAGGCUGGCAUACCUUCUGCUGAGCCUGGCUUCCCUCUGCCUUCCCAGCCCUCUCUGGAAGGACCGGGACUCCCUGAUGCAGGAGGAGAAAUCCCAUCAGACAGGAGGCAACUUGGUGCUGAGCAGGCAGGAGCAGCUGCUCAGCACAAAGCUGGUAAACCUCAAGAAGAAGGAAGUGGAAACAGCCAUAACUACAGGACAGUUUCCUCCAAGCAUGCACUUCUUCAGAGCAAAAAGCCUCAUUGAUCAGAGCCCAGUGUUCAGCAUCUUAAAGCGCAUGCCAAAAGGUGCCGUGCUCCACCUGCACGACUUUGCCAUGCUGAGCGUGGGCUGGCUAGUGUACAAUGCCUCCUACUUGCCCGACUGCUACAUCUGCUUCACCAGCACGGGCUCGGUGCGCUUCCGCUUCUCCCGGCCGCGCCCGCCCCGCCCGCCGGCCCAGUGCUCCCAGUGGCAGCUGCUGGGCACCUACCGGGCACAGCUCAGCCACGUGGCCGACUUCGACAGGGGCUUGCUGAGAAACCUGACCCUGGUGACAGAUGCCCCUGAGCUGGCCUACCCCUCUCAGACUUUGAUUUGGAAAAGAUUUGAAGAGAUCUUUCUCACUGCCUCUGGACUGAUCUGCUAUGCACCUGUGUUCAGGGCCUAUUUCUACCAGGGGCUGCUGGAGCUCUAUGAAGAUAACAUACAGUAUGUUGAGAUAAGAGCCAUCCUGCCUGCGGUGUAUGAACUGGAUGGCACCCAGCACGACAAAUCAUGGUCUGUGGCAACCUACCGGGAAGUGACCAGGCAGUUCGUGAAGGAGCACCCAGACUUUGUCGGAGCCAAGAUUAUAUUUGCAGCACACAGGAUGCUGAAUGUUUCCCAGAUCAAAGAAGCCAUCCUCACUGCCAUGGCACUCAGAGCCAGCUUCCCAGACACCCUGGCAGGCUUCGACCUGGUUGGUGAUGAGGAUGAAGGCCAUUCUUUGUGGGACCUGAAGGAUGCCCUGACCAUCCCAUACUCCAUGGGGGUCAACUUGCCAUACUUCUUCCAUGCUGGGGAGACUGACUGGCAGGGCACCUCUGUAGACAAUAAUGUGCUGGAUGCAUUGCUACUGAAUACCAGCAGGAUUGGCCACGGACUUGCUCUCACAAAACACCCAGUAGCCAAAAGUUUGUCUCUGAAGAUGGAUAUUCCUGUGGAAGUCUGUCCCAUCUCCAACCAGGUCCUGCUGCUGGUAGCUGACCUGAGGAGUCACCCUGCAGCUGACCUCAUGGCUGAGGGGCACCCCAUGGUGAUCAGCCCCGAUGAUCCCCCCAUCUUUGGGGCCAAGGGAGUCUCCUAUGACUUCUACGAGGUGUUCAUGGCCAUUGGAGGGGUGAAUGCUGACCUGAGGACCCUGAAACAACUUGCACUCAACUCCAUCAAAUACAGCGCCAUGCUACCGGAUGAGAAAGCCAAGGCCAGAGAGGUCUGGCAGAAAAAAUGGGACCAAUUUGUGGCUGAGCUCUCUGAUAGCUUUCUAAGGGAGCUGUAAGAGGACAAGGCUCAUCUCAGAAGGCAUUUGGCAAGCCAGGGUGAGCCAGAGUGAUUGCUGAGAGGGAGGCUGCUUCUUCCAUGUGACCUGAGCAGAUGAAUGGACGUCCAAGUCUCACCUGGCAGUGGGAACUCUGCUAAGCCAGGCUUAAUGGGAUUAAAGCUAAGAAGGAACUGCACUAUCCUGUGAAACUCAUGGGCUGGAGGUAAAAGGAAGCAGCGAUCCUUUAGAGCAAUCACAAGAAAUCUCCCUGCUCAAAAGAGUCAAAACAAUUAAAAAUUGCCACUGACCAAACCCUGACACCCUUACUCAGGAAAAGCUCACUUUCCAAUUGGAGCCAGCAGCAGAUUGCCAAAACGAGGAUCUCUGAAUUCUACCUUAUCAUUACAAAAUGCAGACCUUGUCUGGAAACAGCUAAGACAAACAUCCAACCAUUUGGGCCACUGACCUUCAAGGGAGCAAGGACUGAAAAUGACUCUUGUUAUGUUUAACCCUGGGCCUGCUGCCAAAAUAGCACUGCUAGGCCGAAGAACCAGUCAUAGGUCUGAUGUCUGCUAUUUCAGGACCUACCAUGGUUGGAAACAAGCUGGUGGAACUUGCUCCCAGAGCAUUUAAGCCUGGUUGCCCAGUGAUCAUAAAGCCAAAAGAGAGGUGCCUCAGUUGCCAGCAGUUUUUUUACUACCGAGUCUUUUCCUGACCUCUGGUCAAAAGAAAGACAAAACACAUUUCAGGUUAAGUCAAAAACAUCCUGGCUUCCCAGACCCAGCUUGAUUAAAAUUAUUCCCCUGCACAAGGUUCUGUUAACACAGACAUUUAUAGGAAACACCUUUUGGUUUCAGGGAGUUCCACCACCAGCCUUUGUUGCUGAACUCAUCGUGCAAAUGUGGCUUUAUUCAGCCUGUCAGGGAGAUUUUCACCUUGGUAGAGAACUUCUGUGGAUAUCCACAGGGAUUAUUUGGACCUCUAUGGUUUCCAGCUCCUUGGAAAAAAAGGAAAAAAAAAAAGCACCUACACAAGGAAUAGUCUCUUGACAAGUUGAUUCCCUGUCUUAACAUCAUCAAAAAUAGGAGGAGAACUAGUUGCAGGGAGACAAAAAAAAAAGAAAAAAAAAAAAAAAGAAAAAAAAUCUUAAUCAGGUUUCUAAAUAAAUUCAGAAAAAUCCUUCAGCACAUAAAUGCCAGGCAUGGAGCCAGGAUCAAAGAGCAUCUUCCCCCGACUUCAGCACAACCAUGCUGGAUUGCAUCAGUCAAGGGAGAACUGACAAAAGUUCCUACUGAAAGACGCCUCCCUCCUCUGAACCACAGACUCACAAAGGCUGUUGUUUCCUAAUAUGACCAGCCUGGGCCAACUGGCUCUCUUUAUGCUUUCUGUUAAUUGUCUCAAGCUGCCUGGCCAUAGUGUUUAUUUCCAGUGACCUUGGCUGGAACACCUUAGCAGGAGGCAAACACUCUUAUUACAGAAGUGGAUCGAGCUGCACAGCCUGUGUGCCCUGUGUUCAACUGCCCACAGCUCACAGGCUGCAGCUUCAUCUCUGGUCAUCCCAGAGAAAACACAAACCAACCAAACCAAACACACUGCAAACCCCAUCACAGAGCACAAACAACAUCACAACAAACUGCAGGUGUGUGCAUUGCACAAGGCAGAAACUCAAAACACAGAAAUGAAAAAGUGAGAACCCAGUCACACUCCCUGCUAACUGGGGGGGUUGAAGUGCCUCACACCCCCUGCCCUUUUCAGCCACAGCUACCUCUACUCCAGCUCUCUUUGCCAACACCUUCCUCUGAA
This is a messenger RNA of Ficedula albicollis (Collared flycatcher), 3414 nucleotides long. RefSeq names its product cat eye syndrome chromosome region, candidate 1 (gene ADA2). Bases 85 to 1629 code for a protein of 514 amino acids. The transcript has 10 exons. The record is from RefSeq and is a predicted model, not a curated record. Gene Ontology annotation, molecular function: adenosine deaminase activity. Gene Ontology annotation, biological process: inosine biosynthetic process; adenosine catabolic process. NCBI's taxonomy places the organism in Eukaryota, Metazoa, Chordata, Aves, Passeriformes, Muscicapidae.